CGAGCGAGCGAGCGCGAGGCGGAGGGAAGGAAGGCAGGAGGGCGCGCGCGCGCAGGCUCUAUACCCCGGGACCAAGCUGGGCUGGAAGGAGGACCCGCCGCGUCCCUCCUCGACCCGCGGGUUAUGGAGACUCCUGGGGCGCUGAAGGUGGAGCAGCAGAAGCAGAAGCAGCAGCAAGGGAGGCGGCGGCGGAGGGGAGCACAGCGAGGCGAAGCGGGGCUGGCGGCUGCAUCUCUGGCCGAGGGGCGCACGCCCAGGAGAGGGACAGGCCUUUCUUUGUGUGGAAAAAGAAGAUGAUGUUGACGAUGACACAGAUGCAUGGAUGAUUUUAUGUAAUUUACACUUUGUAGCUUUGCAAAAAGCAAUUAUCAUUGUGGAGUGUUUACAAUGAUUUAUGGGAGAAAGUUGGCCUAGUAGAGGGAUGCCGAUAAUAUCAACACAGUGCACUGAAUGUACUUUUACACCUUUAUUGACAUAUAAAUUACCUGUGCCAAGUAUGCAAUGAGGAGGAUGCUGGUGGAGGAAUGUGGAGGAUGGUGGAACAAUGAUGUGGCCUAGACUACUAAGUAUGGAUUCAUCUCUGCCAUCCCUCUAUGAAGCACAUCAAUGGAAUUCUACAUCUGAGCCAAAGUAGAGAAUAAAGGUGCUUGCAAUGCUUUUUUCGUUGAGAUAAUUAGCAGAGAUGGCACACCAGCAUUCUGAAAGGAUUAUAGAAAACAAAGAAAAGAUUUGAAGUUCGUGCAUUUUUUCUUUAAAAAUCACAUUGAUAUUUUCUUACUCAUCCUGUGGAUUUUGAGAAGAAAACUUCAGGAGACACAAGGAAUACUUCUUACUGGGAAAUGGAAUCUGGAUCAGAGUCUAGCCAGCAUCAGAAAAAAAAAGCUGUGACACAUGGACUGGAAGAUCAAAAAAGAAUUUAUACUGAUUGGGCCAAUCACUAUUUAGCAAAAUCUGGACAUAAACGCUUGAUAAAGGACUUGCAGCAAGAUGUAACCGAUGGUGUUCUACUGGCAGAAAUCAUCCAGGUUGUCGCAAAUGAAAAAAUAGAAGACAUCAAUGGCUGUCCAAAGAAUAGAUCUCAAAUGAUUGAAAACAUAGACGCGUGUCUGAGUUUCUUGGCUGCCAAAGGAAUAAACAUACAGGGACUGUCUGCAGAAGAAAUCAGGAAUGGGAAUUUAAAGGCCAUCUUAGGUCUUUUCUUCAGUCUAUCACGGUACAAACAACAGCAGCAGCAGCCUCCGAAACAGCAUUCACAACACUACCCAUCUCAGCCACUCCCCACGUCUCCCCAGCAAGUAGGAUCUCCAUCCCAUUGCCAGGUUGGACUCCAAGAACAGCAACUGCAACAACCGCACCAGCAGCAGCAGUCCCAGCAACCAGUGCCAGCUUCUCCCCAGAUCCAGUGCCAACAACCUCAGCAACCGCCACACCUUCAGCUAAAAGCACAACCAGAAAUGCAGUCCAGUGCAUCACCCAGGGACUCAUCUCAAAGCAAAAUCAUCCGAUUCACUCUCGGUCAGAAAAAGACUUCUAGACUUCCAGGUCCAACCACAAGGGUUUCAGCUGCAGGCAGCGAAGCAAAAACUCGUGGUCCAAUUAGUGCCAACAACCGCCGCAGCCAGAGCUUUAACAACUAUGAUAAAUCCAAACCCACAAGCCCACCAUCCCUUCUAUCGAACAGCAAUGAGAAAGAGCCAGCAGAGAGUUUAGCCGCACAGCCCACAGGGAUGAAUGAAAACGAAUUGUCUUCAGUCCAAAGCAGCAGCAGCCCCAGUACUGCUAGUUGCAAUAGCUCUUCUGCGAUCCCCCAGCCCAACUCUGCUGUCAAACCCUGGCGCAGCAAGUCCUUGAGCGCAAAGCACUCUGCCACUUCUUCCACAUUAACAGUAAAGCAGCAGGUUCAAGAGUCUCCAAAACCCGCUCCAGAGAUGGUCAAAACAACUCCCAAUGGUCAGAAAUCUAUGCUCGAGAAGCUGAAACUAUUUAAUACAAAAGGUGGAUCCAAAGCAGGAGGGCCAUCCCUUGAAUGCCCAGUAUCUCGGGACACUAGUUGUGAAAGACUAGAGGCUCUCCCAAGCUUUGAAGAAAGUGAGGAAAUAGAUGCUGCAAAUCGGAAUGUGAACAAUCCAGGACCAGCCUCUAAUAGUCCCAAAAUUGCACUCAAGGGAAUUGCACAAAGAACAUUUAGCCGGGCACUGACCAAUAAAAAGAGUUCCCCAAAGGGCAAUGAGAAAGAAAGAGAGAAGCAGAAGGAUAAAGAAAAGGACAAAAACAAAGAUGCUGCAAAGAGAACCUCUGUAACAGAAAGAGCCGAACUAAAAGAGGAGCUGAAGGAAGAACAGAUCCCACCUGCUAUCACAGAGAUGCCAAAAAAAUCCUCCAAGAUUGCAAGCUUUAUUCCCAAAGGAGGAAAGCUAAACAGCACCAAGAAGGAGGCACCUGCCCCUUCCCACAGUGGAAUACCAAAACCAGGGAUGAAAAACACCACAGGGAAAUCCACAAGUGCCCCAAGCUGUGUUGCAAAAGAAGGCGAGAGAAGCCGCAGUGGGAAGCCUGCCUCAGGCCUCUCUCAUCAGAAGACCCAGCUCGACGGGAGGAAUUCAAGUUCCACGUCAAGCUUGGCCUCUUCUGAAGGCAGGGGAAUAGGAGCGGCAUCUGCUCUGAGCACUAGCAACAGCACUCAGGCUGUCAAUGGGCCAACAAGCAGUACCACCCAGACCACAGGAAGCAAUACUGUGAGCGUUCAGCUACCUCAUCCGCAACAGCAAUACAGCCACCCAAACACUGCCACAGUAGCACCAUUCAUGUACAGAUCCCAGACAGACAAUGAAGGAAAUGUAACGGCUGAGCCCAGCACAGGAGGAGUGAGCACAAGCAUGGAUUCUGCUCCUUACACUAAAACUGGACAGCCUAUUCUAGAAGAUCUUUCUGGGGAAGAUCCUGAAACCCGCCGAUUACGAACUGUCAAAAAUAUAGCUGAUCUCCGACAAAACCUAGAGGAGACCAUGUCUAGCCUACGAGGAACCCAGGUCUCUCACAGCACACUGGAGACCACCUUUGAUACCAAUGUCACCACGGAAAUAAGUGGACGUAGUAUUCUCAGUUUGACAGGAAGGCCAACACCUUUAUCUUGGAGACUUGGGCAGUCGAGUCCCCGACUUCAAGCAGGUGAUGCUCCCUCCGUUGGCAAUGGAUAUCCUCCAAGAGCCAAUGCCAGCCGGUUUAUCAAUGCAGAAUCAGGGCGUUACAUGUAUUCAGCACCUUUGAGAAGACAGCUGGCAUCUCGGGGCAGUAAUGUUUGCCACAUGGAUAUCUCAGAAAAAGGCGGCGAGGAAAUAGAUCUUGAAGGCAUCAACAUGGAUGCUCCUGGUUAUAUGAGUGAUGGAGAUGUUCUGGGGAAAAAUAUAAGGAGUGAUGACGUUACGAGUGGGUAUAUGACUGAUGGUGGAUUGGGUCUUUAUACUCGAAGGUUAAACAGGCUUCCUGAUGGGAUGGCUGCUGUACGGGAAACUCUGCAACGCAAUACCUCACUGGGUCUGGGUGAUGCUGACAGGGUUCUCCAUGGGCAGCAAAGUGGAGAAGAGCUUUGGCCUAAUGACCCAGAAAGCUGGGAUGACAGCAGUUCUGUCAGCAGUGGGAUUAGUGACACCAUAGAUAAUCUCAGCACUGAUGACAUUAACACCAGCUCCUCCAUCAGCUCCUAUGCAAACACACCAGCAUCCUCCCGUAAGAACCUAGAUGCCCAGACUGAUGCUGAAAAGCAUUCCCAAGUGGAGCGGAAUUCUUUGUGGUCUGGUGAUGAAAUCAAAAAAUCCGAUGGAGGCUCAGACAGUGGUGUAAAAAUGGAGCCUGGAUCAAAAUGGAGAAGAAAUCCAUCUGAUGUGUCUGAUGAAUCGGAUAAAAGUACUUCUGGGAGGAAGAACACAGUUAUUUCGCAGACGGGUUCCUGGAGACGAGGCAUGUCAGCUCAGGUUGGCAUUACCUCGCCAAGGACAAAAACAGCAGCCACUUCAGGAACUCUGAAGACACCUGGAACAGGGAAAACGGAUGAUGCCAAGGUAUCCGAAAAGGGUAGAAUUUCUCCCAAAUCUGGACACAUUAAACGUUCCCCGUCAGAUGCUGGACGUAGCAGUGGUGACGAAUCAAAAAAACCUUCUACCAACAACUCUAGGACAGCUGUUGCUAAUACAAAUGCAUUUGGAUUUAAGAAACAGAGUGGUUCAACUGUAGGCAUGACCAUGAUAACAGCUAGUGGGGCAACAAUCACCAGUAGAUCUGCCACAUUGGGGAAAAUCCCUAAAUCAUCUGGACUCCUGGGCAGGUCCACUGGUCGAAAGACUAGUGUUGAUGGCUCACAGAAUCAGGAUGAUGGUUACUUAGCAAUUAGUACCCGAACCAAUCUUCAGUAUCGGAGUUUACCCAGACCCAGCAAAUCCAGCAGCAGAAGUGGAGCUGGCAAUAGAUCUAGUACCAGCAGCAUAGACUCCAACAUAAGCAGCAAGUCUGCAGGCUUGCCUGUUCCUAAAAUGAGAGAACCAACUAAAAUUGCUCUUGGGAGCUCUCUGCCAGGAUUAAUCAACCAAACAGACAAAGAGAAAGGGAUCUCGUCAGACAAUGAAAGUGUCAUCUCCUGUAAUUCUGUUAAAAUGAACCCAGCAUCUCAAACGCCUUCUAGUGCUUCCCAGAUAGCUCACCAGCAAGGAGUCAAGUACCCAGAUGUGGCCUCCCCCACUUUGCGUAGACUUUUUGGUGGCAAGCCUAAUAAACAAGCUCCCAUCACAACAGCUGAAAGCAUGAAAAAUUCUGUGGUUAUCUCCAAUCCACAUGCGACCAUGAGCCAACAGGGGAACCCAGAUUCUCCUUCUGGUAGUGGCAUUCUGAGCAGCGGUGGUAGUAGUCCUCUCUAUAGUAAAAAUGCAGACAUUAACCAGUCUCCAUUAGCAUCUAGUCCAAGUUCAGCUCAUUCAGUUCCUUCCAACAGUUUAACCUGGGGGACUAAUCCCAGUAGUUCUUCUGCUGUUAGCAAAGAAGGGAUUGGAUACCAAUCUGUCAGCAGUCUGCACACCAGUUGUGAAUCCAUUGAUAUCUCUCUCAGCAGUGGAGGUGGGCUGAGUCACAACUCUUCCACUGGUUUGAUUGCAGCUGCAAAAGAUGAUUCAUUGACACCUUUUGUUAGAACCAACAGCGUUAAGACAACAUUGUCUGAAAGCCCUCUCUCUUCCCCUGCUGCUAGUCCCAAAUUCUGCAGAAAUACUUUACCCAGAAGACAGGACAGCGACCCACAUCUUGAUAGGAACACUUUGCCUAAGAAAGGACUCAGGUAUACUCCAUCAUCUCAACUUCGUAAUCAAGAAGAAGCAAAAGAAUGGCUCCGUUCACACUCUGCUGGAGGACUUCAAGAUACAGUUGUCAAUUCCCCAUUUUCUUCUGGCUCUAGCAUUACAUCACCUUCUGGGACCAGAUUUAACUUUUCCCAACUUGCAAGCCCCACCACAGCAGCCCAGAUGAGCUUGUCAAAUCCAACCAUGCUCCGGACGCACAGUCUCUCUAAUGCAGAUGGCCCUUAUGAUCCUUACAGUGAUUCCCGGUUCCGGAACAGCUCAAUGUCACUGGAUGAAAAGAGCAGGACAAUGAGCCGUUCUGGGUCAUUCCGGGAUGGCUUUGAAGAGGUGCAUGGCUCCUCUCUUUCAUUGGUAUCGAGUACAUCAUCAAUUUAUUCAACGCCUGAAGAAAAAUGUCAAUCAGAGAUUCGCAAGUUGAGGAGGGAAUUGGAUGCAUCCCAGGAAAAAGUCUCAGCUCUGACAACACAAUUGACUGCCAAUGCUCACCUUGUGGCAGCUUUUGAACAGAGUCUGGGGAACAUGACCAUUAGACUGCAAAGCCUUACUAUGACUGCAGAACAGAAGGAUUCAGAACUGAAUGAGUUAAGAAAGACGAUUGAGCUACUGAAGAAGCAAAAUGCUGCUGCUCAGGCUGCCAUUAAUGGAGUAAUUAACACACCUGAGCUUGCCUGCAAAGGAGGUGGGGCUUCCCAAACCACUGAUCUGCGGAUCCGAAGACAGCACUCUUCUGACAGUGUCUCUAGCAUUAACAGCGCUACUAGCCAUUCUAGUGUGGGAAGCAACAUAGAAUGUGAUUCUAAGAAAAAGAAAAGAAAGAACUGGUUGCGCAGUUCUUUCAAACAAGCUUUUGGUAAAAAGAAGUCUCCUAAAUCAGCAUCUUCUCAUUCUGAUAUCGAGGAGAUGACAGAUUAUUCACUGCCUUCAUCACCAAAACUGCCUCACAAUGGCUCUGUUGUGUCUACACCAUUAUUGAGAACCUCACAUUCCAAUUCUCUGAUUUCAGAUUGCAUUGACAGUGAAGCAGAAACAGUCAUGCAGUUGCGAAAUGAGCUCAGAGACAAGGAGAUGAAGCUGACUGAUAUCCGUCUGGAGGCUCUCAGCUCUGCCCACCAACUCGACCAGCUUCGGGAAGCAAUGAACAGAAUGCAGAGUGAGAUUGAGAAACUAAAAGCAGAAAAUGAUCGUCUGAAGUCUGAAAAUCAAGGCAGCUGUAGUAGGGCCCAGUCUCAGGUUUCCAUUUCAUCCUCUCCAAGGCAAUCUAUGGGACUCUCUCAGCACAGCCUGAACCUCACAGAGUCAGCUAGUCUUGAUAUGCUCCUAGAUGACUCCAGUGAUGGCCCUUCUCGGAAAGAAGGUGGCAGACAUGUUAAAAUAAUUGUCUGCUUUCAGGAUGAAGUUAAAUGGAAAGAGGAUUCUCGGCCCCGCCUCUUUCUCAUUGGCUGCAUAGGAGUCAGUGGAAAAACCAAAUGGGAUGUUCUGGAUGGAGUUGUUAGAAGGCUUUUUAAGGAAUACAUCAUUCAUGUAGAUCCUGUGAAUCAGCUGGGGUUGAAUUCAGACAGUGUCCUGGGAUACAGCAUUGGGGAAAUCAUUCGCACAAAUGGCUCAGAGACACCUGAACUUCUGCCCUGUGGCUAUCUGGUUGGUGAAAACAACACCAUCUCAGUGACUAUCAAAGGUAUUACAGAAAAUAGUUUGGACUGCCUGGUUUUUGAAUCACUGAUCCCAAAGCCUAUAUUACAGCGUUACGUGUCACUGUUGGUGGAACACAGGAGAAUAAUUUUGUCUGGUCCAAGUGGCACCGGAAAGACAUACUUAGCCAAUCGUCUGUCAGAGUAUAUGGUACUUAGAGAAGGCAGGGAGCUGGCUGAUGGUGCUAUUGCAACUUUUAAUGUGGAUCACAAGUCCAGUAAGGAACUCCGUCAAUAUCUUUCCCACCUCGCUGACCAAUGCAAUAGUGAAAACAAUGCUGUGGAGAUGCCUUUGGUGAUUAUCUUGGACAAUUUGCACCACGUUAGCUCCCUGGGAGAGAUCUUCAAUGGUCUCUUGAACUGCAAGUACCACAAAUGUCCCUACAUUAUUGGAACAAUGAACCAGGCAACAUCCUCUACGCCCAACCUUCAGCUCCAUCACAACUUCAGAUGGGUUCUGUGUGCCAACCACACUGAGCCAGUCAAGGGUUUUCUUGGUCGUUUCUUGAGAAGGAAGCUCCUUGAAACAGAAAUUGGUGGCCGGAUGAGAAAUGCAGAAUUGGUCAAGAUCAUAGAUUGGAUCCCUAAAGUCUGGCAACAUCUCAAUAAGUUCUUGGAGGCUCAUAGUUCUUCAGACGUUACUAUUGGUCCACGACUCUUUCUCUCAUGCCCUAUAGAUGUGGAUGGUUCUAGGGUUUGGUUUACUGACCUUUGGAACUACUCAAUCGUUCCCUAUCUUCUUGAGGCUGUCAGAGAAGGGCUACAGUUGUAUGGAAGAAGAGCUCCCUGGGAAGACCCUGCCAAAUGGGUAAUGGAGACAUACCCAUGGGCAGCCACCCCACAACACCACGAAUGGCCUCCUUUGCUCCAGCUGCGGCCAGAAGAUGUUGGAUUUGAUGGUUAUUCUAUGCCUCGGGAAGGUUCAACCAGCAAACAAGUUCCUCCCAGUGAUGCUGAAGGAGAUCCUCUGAUGAACAUGCUGAUGAGAUUGCAAGAAGCAGCUAACUAUUCAAGCCCACAGAGUUACGACAGUGACUCCAACAGCAACAGCCACCAUGACGACAUCCUUGAUUCAUCCCUGGAGUCAACAUUGUGAUGCCAAACUAGCAGAAAUUGUUGUUGCCAAUUUUUUUGCUUAGGAAAAAAAUAUCCUGAAUUGAUGAGGAUAGCUGGUCGGUGCUCCAGAUGGAUGUCUCAGUAUUAGAGCUGCAAGAACAAUAUAAACUUCUUCCCCCUUCUGCUGCCCACCUCCCUCAUUCAGUGUCAAAUGUGGGUGCAGGCAACCCACUGGAUGUUUUUAUGUGUUUUUAUUAUUCGUUUUUUCAUUAAUAAGAACUGCACUACUUUAUUUUUGUUCAUUUGACUUUGUUGCAAGCUCACAUACCUAAGACACUGAAUAAUUUUUUUCAGAAAUUCAUUAUUAAUACGAAUUUCAAUGGGGAGUAUGUUGGGAGGGGGGAAGAGGAGAAAAUAAAAAUGCUCACCUUGAAAGCUAUAGAACAAACAAGAAAGCUCUGUGCUACAUAUUGUCCAGAAAGAGAGUGGAUCUUUCUUAUUCUGCUUUUGAUCAAACUCAUUCAGUUAUGGUGGAAUUUUUACAAGUGAUCUUUCUGUCUAACCUCAGCUACCGAUAGUUCUGGUGCUAUAAAAUAGUUGCUCGCCUUGAUAGUAAUAUUUCAUAAAAGGCAAAGAGAUGAAAAACAGGGAAAUUUAAAAUAUUCAUACAUAUAAACAUACACUUCCUGCAAUGAAAUCGUCCCCCAUUUUGAGGGCUUGGCUUUAUUUAUUUAUUUAUUAUUAUUUCCAUAUUGUGUACACAAAUGUGGCACUAGACUCAAUCCAUUGAGCAAAGCGGCUGCAUAUCAUCUGUUUAUCACCACUGAAGCUGUGAAUGUUGUGCUUCAUUUAGACCAGGAUCUGAAGAAGAUACAUAUGUGUAGAAGAAGAAUCAAGCAUGAAGCUUUUUCACUACAGCUAUUCUCUUUGCUGAAGAGGCAAGUUUUUAUAGAAAAUUGAUAGAGGUUUAUCUCUUCAGCAGUAGAACCUGCUGAGAGUGGCCCAAAUCCACCCUCUUGUACCAAUCUGAGCAAACCUACUGAGUCCUGGGAACUUGAGUAAGUUGACACUUAAGUAAAUUUAGGUGAUUCAGUGGCUGUACUUGGCUUGGAACUAGCAAUUGGACUUAGGCCAAAGAAAAGUGAAACCAGGAUACCUAUUUGUUCUUUGGGCUCCAGCCCAUAUAUAUGAAAUGUGAAUUUAAAAACAAUGUAAACACUAUAAAACAUCAGUUCAGGUUUUUGAAUACUAUGAUCAGUGAUUUAACAAAAUGCUGAAGAAGGAAUUGCCAAGAUCUAAAGAGCUGCUCAGUCUUUGCACUGGUUUAAUAGAAAUUACCUGUUCUUUCUUUUUCUUUUUGAUAGCUGUAUCUUGAAGAACAGAGUAAACUCCCAAUUUGUAAAAACAAUUUGUCAUAGAGCAAAAUUCCCAGUCUGAAUUCCCUUUGUAGAAUGAAUUAUAUGAAUGGUUCUUUGGACUCUGGCAGUGCACACACACACCUCCAUUAGCCCCAUGGAUCCUAAUGUUUGCUGCAUGUUUAAAUGCAAAAGCACAUCAGAAGGGUGCACCUAUAUGCCUCAACAUUAGUUUUGUAAGAAGUGGCAACAUGAGUUGCAGGAGUAAAACAACAUGGGGGGACUUGUUCCACACCCUCAUAGGCCAAGGAGAUGGUUAUCAAACAUGGACUGCUUAAAAAGGGAAUGCCUGAAUAAAGACUUAUUUAAUCUUGUCUUUCCCUCUGCUUUUCCCACACUGAUUACCAUCCCUUGGGAUAGACUGUUCUUUAUUGUCUUGGGACAACGUCAGUUUGCUCAAAACAGCUUGUGAAAAGAUAAAAGGAUUUGGGGGGGGGGGGGGGGUGUCAUAGCAAAGGUUGGGAAAUAUGAAUAACAUCUGAGACUGUACUCACUAAAAUAAGUUAAUUUCUCUUAGUCCAGAGUUUUCUGCCUAAUUAGAUCCCCCCCUUUCAUUCAUAUAUGCAAUAUGAUUCCUGCAGAUAUGGGGCUAAUGGGCAUUGUAAUCCAAUUCAUCUGUAUGGGAACACCUUUCCCAUCUCUACUAUAAUUUUUCCAGAAUUGUGCUUUUAAACCUGUCACCAAACCAUUAACAUAUUUCUCUGCAUCCCAGUAUCAUCUCCAAAUGCACAGAAUAGGAAUUUGGAGGGGUUAUUUUGUUAACAAUGAGAGCUUGGUGCUUUCUUCUUCUGGGGGACAAAAACAACUUGCAAAAACUGUACUCUGGUUUGUGUGUGGGGUUUUGUUUCAAGUUUACAACAGCAACCAGCCAGGAGUGAGGACAACAGCCCUCUGCAUUCACACAUGAAUCAACAUACAAGCCUUUUCAGCUAUCUUUGGGUGCUGAUUUUUUUAACGUGAUGCCUUACCUACUUUCUACUAUUUGUGUUUGAAUUCCAUCAAUGCUGUAUAUGAUGGAAGGUUUCUUUUAAUUUAAACAAAACAGGGCUAUUGAAGUCAUCUCUAGGAAUACAAUGAAGUGAGUUGAUGUGAAUAUUGUUCGUAAUAAUAUGUAUGGAAUUCUUUUUCAUGGUAAAUGUGACAAUAUCUAAGAGGGGAAAGGAUGCAUAGAAAGGAAUGAACCUUUUGAGAAUUUCCAUAUCAGCCUACAGCUAGCCACCUAAUCAUUGGAUAGUUGUUUCUACAAUGGAAGCAAAAGAGAAAAAAAAACCUUUUUGUAUGAGACUGCAUGGCAUCACUACUAAACUCAAGUGAUGAAGUCUUUCUAUGUAUGGUUUUGAAAUAUGCAGUUAAAAUAUUUGCCACAUUUUUUGAAAAGAGUUUACUGAGCUGGUAGUUUUGCUCAUACCUCAUAAUUUUCUGCUUUCAGUGAUAGUGAAUUUAUUAUGUUGUCUUUUGAGCCUUUAAUGAACUUGAUUUUUAUCCAUUUUCUAACACCAUUUGGAAUAACACGGUCAUUUGUAAAAGACAAUACUGAAUUACUCAAAUGGACAUUUACUAUUGAAUAUAAAAGGGAUUCUUGAGUGUUACUUUUCAAAACAGAAGAUGAUUACUCUGCUAAUCUUGUUAAUUCCACUACCAUUGCCCAGAAUGAUAAAACAAUCAAGCUGUUUUUGGAAAACAAUUUCCCAUGAGGAUUCUGCCCUUCUUGUAGUACAAGUAUUUCCACUUAUAUGGAAAGGAUUUUGUAUUAGCUCUCACCCCGCUAUGCUAGCUUUCCACUUACAGAAUAUUUUUAAAAAUCCAUUUAAUGUAAGUUGGAUGCAUACUUUCUAAAAAUGGUACAGUCCUGGAGGAAUUGUGCCAUGUGCUUUUUCUGUACUAAUUAUUUCAGUAAAUCUGGGUUUACUGCAAUCUUAUUGUUUGCUUCAUAGGGAUAUGUUUGCUUCAUAGGGAUAUGUUUUGGAGAAGUCCUCCAGUGGAGACAGUCCACUUACAUGGAAAACUACUAUUUGUAUUUUUUUACUGUGAGCCUCCUUCCCUAAGGAGACCUCAUGGGCCAUCCAGUCCAACCCCCUACUGAGAAGCAGGAAUGGGAUUUUCCUGCUUCUUGGCAGAAGGUUGGACUGGAUGGCCCAUGUGGUCUCUUCCAACUCUAUGAUUCUAUGAAUUAGACUUUUUAAAUAGUUUAUAUUUUGAACCCAACGGAUCAAAUUCGAUUUCUUUGCAAUCUUAUAGGUGGCCUGAAUUUGCUGUCAAACUAAUAAGAACCACAAACAUCACCCUAAAUGUUAAAUCCCAUUUUAUUCUUGUUGGUCUGCUUAAAGGUAAGCCCAGAUCAAAACCAUUGUAGACAGAAACACUCGAGAAUUCUAACCAACAUGGCAAGUGGCUUGAGGAGUGUAGCUGUUAUGUAUAAAUCUACAUCAACAAUGUUUUCAUUGUAUUUGAACCCAAGAGGCUAAGUUGCAAAAUUCAUUGUAUGUCUCAAAACUCUAUACUUGGAACUUAAUUCUAUGUAUUUGAUUACCAAGAAGCCCAUCUACAAUUUUGUAUCUCUUUCAUAAGUAUGUGUCACAAAUUUGUCUUGAUUGAGUGAGAUCCCGUUGCGAUAUUCAUGAAAACAAUUCUCUUCCUUCUUGCUCUCUAACAGCAUGGAUUGGAUCACUGAAAAAUUAACCUGAAAUAUUCACGUUCUUUUAUACACUUGUAGUGCCCUUUCUGAAAUUUCGGGAAGCAGGGUUGUCCGUUAUGCACAUUCCUUAACUAGCUCAUCUUUUCUGUGUAAAUGAAUUGACACCCCUCCCCAUUGGAAUGACAACAAAAAUUACCCAGAUUGCUUCCAGUUUCACCAUUCCCCCUUGCCCAAAUCAGCAUGAUUUCCUGUAGUUGAUUUUAGUACAAAACUCUAUGCAACAUACCCAUUUUGUUAUGAAUUGGAAGCAUACAAUAUUUUCCUUUCCUCCACAGUGGUCAAGAAUUGUACCAGUCAUAAAUCAUAUAAUGUGAGUUUUUCUUCUUGGUUUUUAGUAUAAUGGUGCAGAGACAGGGAGGGUAUGGCUAGUCUCUCUGCUUUUUUGGUAUAUUUUGCAAGAAAAGAAAACCCCUACAAUAUUGCAUUGUCAAUGCUUAAACUUUUGAUAUGUGUCUUGAACCUUGUCUAAAUGUGACAAUUCUCUUUUAAGAAAAACAAAAACAAAAAAAUGUGGAUAUUAAAUGAAAGGUUGCUGUUUUUGAUCUAGUUGUUUCCAGUGGAACCAUUUGUGGGGGGAAAGUUCUCUAAGAUGUACAUUUUUUCAUUGUAACAUAAAAUGUAAAUAUUUGAUUACAAGUGCUGCAUUUUGAUGAAUUUUUUCUAGCCAUUUUUAAAAGAGGAAAAAAACUAGGGACUGAGUAUUUUGUGUACAGUACGAUGUUUUUCCCACCUCCCUAUUUAAUUUUCUGUUACCAUUUAGGAUUGGAAUUUGCAAAAGGUCUAUUUGAGACCAUUCCUUGCCUCUGCUUGCCCUUACCAUUAAUCCCCUGUCCUGUCCUGUCCCAUCCUACGUCAUGGAGAAUAAAGCUAAUGAUUGUACCAGUCUUAAAUUAUUCAUGAUUAAAUAAAUUUGAUGCUUAUUUAUUCAGA
Molecule: messenger RNA, 13126 nt
Organism: Anolis carolinensis (green anole)
Lineage: Eukaryota; Metazoa; Chordata; Lepidosauria; Squamata; Anolidae
Gene: nav2
Product: neuron navigator 2
Exons: 40
Coding region: 840-8126 (2428 amino acids)
Biological process (GO): nervous system development; neurogenesis
Molecular function (GO): protein binding; ATP binding; ATP hydrolysis activity
Source: RefSeq, a predicted model, not a curated record